Alnus glutinosa is the source of this 2749-nucleotide messenger RNA. RefSeq lists its product as uncharacterized. The transcript is spliced from 2 exons. The coding region runs from base 248 to 1444 and encodes 398 amino acids. NCBI's taxonomy places the organism in Eukaryota, Viridiplantae, Streptophyta, Magnoliopsida, Fagales, Betulaceae. The record is from RefSeq and is a predicted model, not a curated record.
UUAAUUUUGUUUUAGAUUUUAUUUUCUGUAUUUUUCUUAUAUUUUUCUCUUCUGCAGAGAAUCGAUCGAUCGACAUAAAAAGUGAUCGAUCUAACUUUCGAUCGAUCGACUAAAUAUUCGAUCGAUCGACAUUUUCUGGCAGUAGCACUUCAGCUGCCACUGCACUGCGGAAUUGGUUAGUUUUUCUUCUCUUUUCUUUUUAUUUCUUUUCUGUACCUUGUAUAUAUAGAUUACAUUUCAUUGGUGCAUGUUUGGUCGUCGUUCAUUGUCAUUGCCUAUUUUUCCAUACGACCCAAACUUAGAGCGGAUUUCUAGACGAAGUAGAUCCAAACGGAACUCACGUCUAAGAGCCCAUUCUAACUCACCAAUGGCUGAAGAACCAAGGCCUGUGUUGUUAAGGGACCACUAUGUUCCCUCAACAUACACACCUACUUCAAGCCUUCAGUUGCCAGACAUUACGGCAGCUCAUUUUGAAAUUAAGUCCGGAUUUAUUCAAAUGCUUCCUUUAUUUUACGGACUUAAUACUGAGGAUCCUUAUAAGCAUUUAGAUGAAUUCAUAGAAAUCUGCUCCACCAUAAAGUUGCAGAAUUUUACAGAGGAUGCUUUAAGGAUGCGUUUAUUUCCGUUCUCCUUAAAAGAAAAAGCUAAGUAUUGGUUGACUUCCUUAGAGACUAACUCCAUUACUUCUUGGGCUCAGAUGCAACACGAGUUCCUUAAGAAGUACUUUACCAUAGGGAAGACCAAUCAAAUACGAAAAGCCAUAAUUGGUUUUUCGCAAAUAGAGGGAGAACCUUUUCAUGAAACUUGGGAGAGGAUGAAGGACCUUUUACGAAAGUGUCCACAUCAUGCUGUUCCCAAGUGGCAACUUGUACAGUGCUUCUAUGAUGGCUUGACUGAGCCACAUAGACAGAUGGUAGAUGCCUCAUGUGGGGGUACGUUUAUGUUAAAGAGUGAGGAUGCUGCAUGGACACUUUUUGAAAAUUUAUAUGAAAAUUCUUUACACCAUUCAUCAUCCGGUCGUAGGACAAACACUAGGAGCCAAACUCUUUAUGAGGUUUCCCAACCUUUGGACUUGAAUACCAAAGUGGAUGCCUUAUCUAGAAAAUUAGAUCAAUUACUUGCAUCUGGUUUUGUUCCUACAACUGUAUCUCAUAUACACACACCACAUGAUGCAUGUUCAUUUUGUUCCGAUCCAUCACAUCAGGCCGGAAAUUGUCCUAUUGUUGGACAGUCUUCUGAGCCUCAUUUUGAGCAGAUGAACGCAGUUUACUCUAGACCGGUUAGUGAUCAUUUUAAUUCUUAUAACCCGGUCUUGAGAAACAAUAGUAGUGUGUGGCGGCCGAACAUUCCACAAAAUAAUGGACUGCAAAACCAAGCAUAUCAGCAGUCCAACAAUCAGUUUUACCAGCCGCCACCUAAUAGUCGUCCUCCCAACCCACAAUAGCAAUCAGCCCUUCCACCUCCUAGAAAUUUUGCAUUUGAGGAAAAGGUGUUGACUAGUCUCAGUAAAUUUGAGUCUCAGACUCAAAUUCUGAAUUCCCAUUCUCAGUCUAUAGCAAAGCUAGAAAUCCAACUCGGACAACUAGCUAAGUCCUUUAGUGAGAGAGAGAAAGGGAAGUGUUCUAGUCCACCAGUUUUUAAACCUAGGAGUGGAGGGGUAGUCAUUGAUCCAAAGGUAGGAGAGACGAAGACUGAACAAAUAGGGCAAUUAGAAAAGAUCAAACUUGCCAAGGGUAAAGGAGUGUUUACCGAAACACCACACUCCAACACACAAUUCCUUGAGGCAUACUUUAAACCUGAAGUGCCUUACCCUUUAAGUUUCAAGGAUUCUAGUGGGCACGAAACAAUAAAUUUUGCCCAACCACUGCCAGACAUAAAUCCAUUCAUUAGCAGUGAAUUUUGAAGGGUCUGGCUGAAGACGUUAAACUUAGCGCUCUUGGGAGGCACCCCAAGUAACUCUGUUCCAUUGUUUAUAUUUCAUUCUGUUGUUAUUUUUAAUCUUUCUUUUUAGUUUUGUUUUUCAGGUUAAGUGUUCCUACCUCUAAGUUUGGGGGUAUGCUUUGAGCCAUAUCUCCCCAUUCAGGUCUUAAUUGAAAUCUAGUUCAACACACCUGAAUUAGACCUGAAAAUACAACAAGGGCGAUUUGGUCAUUUCCAGAGUUCAAAGUUGCUCCUGCCAAGUGAAGAAUCGGCUAAGGCAAAUCGAUCGAUCUACUUUAUAAUCGAUCGAUCGAAUCAUCAGUCGAAGAAAAAUCGAUCGUGCGACAUGCGAUCGAUCGAGAUAGGGCAACCACGAAUGCGAUCGAGCGAAGUGCGAUCGAUCGACUUUAUAAUCGAUCGAUCGAAUUUGGAUAUUUUCGGAACAAUCUGGAACAAUGUUGACAUGUCACUCUUUUAGAUAUUUUUAGAUAUUUCUAGAUAUUUCUUAGAUAUUAUUAGAUAUUUCCAAAAUAUCUUAGAUAUUUCAAAAUAUCUUAUCUUAUCUUAUCCUAUCUUAUCCUAUCUUAUCCUAUCCUAUCCUAUCCUAUCCUAUCCUAUCCUAUCUUAUCUUAUCCUAUCCUAUCCUAUCUCUUAUCUUAUCUCUUCUUUAGAUAUUAUUUUGUAAAUCUCCUCCUCUAUAUAUAUGAGGCAUGGGUGAGAGUAAUAGGCAUGCAUCUUUUGGGAGCUUCAAUUGUCUCAGGUGUAUCUUAGUUAAUUUUAAUGCUUUUCAUUUCCUUUUGUAAUCCGAAUUCUCUUUGAUUAAUAUAGU